Messenger RNA from Cyprinodon variegatus (sheepshead minnow), 1070 nucleotides. RefSeq names its product family with sequence similarity 92 member A1 (gene cibar1). The transcript is spliced from 9 exons. The coding region runs from base 111 to 1016 and encodes 301 amino acids. Gene Ontology annotation, biological process: cilium assembly. NCBI's taxonomy places the organism in Eukaryota, Metazoa, Chordata, Actinopteri, Cyprinodontiformes, Cyprinodontidae. Gene Ontology annotation, cellular component: ciliary basal body; ciliary transition zone. The record is from RefSeq and is a predicted model, not a curated record.
AGAAGACUCCAUGGAAACGGUCUAUUGGCGUGCUACAUGCUAGCUAGUUGGAUAGCAAGAAGUGAGAGGACGUUGCUGUGUGCAGGAUAGAUUGAUCUCCGUCUGUAAAUAUGAGUCGUACGCCUGAUGCGAGAGCCAGAGAUAAGCAGACGAGGAAGAUCCAGGAGAACAUCACCAAUGUGGAGAAACACUUUGGAGAUAUGUGCCAACUGUUUGCUGCCUACACCCGCAAAACAGCCAGGCUACGGGACAAGGCAGACCUUCUAGUCCAAGAAAUCAACUUGUAUGCGGACACAGAGACACCUGACCUAAAGAGAGGGAUGAAGCAGUUUGCAGAACACCUUGCCAAGAUUCAAGACUACCGCCAGGCUGAGGUGGACAGGCUGGAUGCCAGAGUCAUAGAGCCAUUAAAAGCUUAUGGAGCUGUGGUGAAACGUAAAAGGGAGGAUCUGAAGGCAACGCAGAGUGCCCUAGACAGAGAGGCCAAACAAAUGGCUCAACUGGAGAAGACCAGGCUCCGAAACCCUGCAGACAGACAGAUUAUUUCUCAGGCUGAGAGCGAGCUCCAAAGAGCCACCAUGGAUGCCACACGGACCACCAAGAAGCUGGAGGAGACCAUAGAUGAGUUUGAGCGGCAGAAAAUCCAGGACAUAAAGAAAGUCUUGGGUGAAUUUGUGACAGUGGAGAUGUCUUUCCAUGCCAAAGCUUUGGAGAUCUACACUUCUGCAUUCCAAAGUAUCCAAAGUGUGAAUGAGGAAGCAGACCUGGAGGUGUUCAGGAGUUCUCUGCACCCCCCUCACUUCCAAUCUCGCUUAGAUAUAGUGCGAGCCAAUUCCAAAGUAUCCCUCGAUCAGACUGGCUCCUUCAUGAGUACAUCAGGAACCUUACAGCAACAAAGAGCCAGCAGCCGCCAGACGAGAAGAGGGGAUGAGGAGGAGGAGGAUGAUGAAGACGAAUCUGAGGAGGAGGAGGGUGAUGAGGAUGAAGAUGAAGAGGACUCAGACGACGAACAUUAGGCUUAUUAAACUAUUUAGGCUUGCAGAAAAAAAAAAAGAAAGAAAACAAAAAAA